UCUGUUUCUUGCACGCAUCGCAUUUUCAACUGUAUAUUGCAUGUGACGAAGGUCCUGUAGUUAAAAACUUGGGCAAAAUACAAAGUUAAAAAUCAUUCAAACGAUUUCAAGCAAUCAGGCAACAGGGUACCAAUCUAAGCUUAAAAGAAAGGAAAAUGCCCAAAAAUAAAUUUGCUCAAAUCGAAUCAAAAUAUGUAAAUGAAAUAGGUCUGAUUCGAACACUGGAUGAAGAUGAUGAAGUAGAAGGAUCAAACGCAGACAGUGAUGAGGAAGAAGAAAGGAAAGAUGAAAAAUUUUCAUCAAAUUUUUGCUUUGAUGAAACUGACACUUUUGAAAAUGAUGCCUGGAACGAUAUCAAGAAAUAUGUCAAGCGAAAAGCAAGUACCUUAGAAGAAAAAAUUGCUCAAAUACGUGAAGAAAGGAGACAAAAAAAGUCGAAGAAAGAGGUUUUGCAAAAUGCUCCUGAAAUUAAAGUUGAAAGCACCGUUGCUGAUUGUGAGGAAGCAAAUAAUGUAGCACAAUCAAUCCCUAUUGAGAAUCAUCCUGCAGCUGAAAAGCAAAAUGAAAUGGAAACAAAUGGUACUUUGGAGAAUGAAGUUGAAGACAUGGAAUUAUCCUCUGAUAAUGAAGAACAAGAACAAGAUGUAAUAAAAGUAAAAGAAAAGAAGAAAAGAAAGAAAAAGAAAGGAUUAUUUGAUUUAGGAAAAGUUGUUGUAGUUGAAAGUGAAGUACUUGGUGAACAGGUGGAGUAUGAUCCCUCGACGACUUUUCAACAAAUGAAUCUAUCUAGGCCCUUACAGAAAGCAAUCUCAAGCAUGAACUUUCUUCAUCCAACUCCAAUUCAAGCAGCAACAAUUCCAGUUGCAUUAAUGGGAAAAGAUAUUUAUGGUUGUGCUGCUACUGGAACAGGUAAAACCGCAGCAUUUAUGCUCCCUGUUUUAGAGCGUUUACUUUAUAAGCCUAUAGACGAUCCUGUAACAAGAGUGCUUGUUAUAUUGCCGACAAGGGAAUUGGCCGUUCAAGUAUACCAAGUAUCCAAACAACUGGCACAGUUCACAAAAAUACAAAUUGCGUUAUCUGCAGGUGGUCUAGAACUCAAGGCUCAAGAGCUAGCUUUAAGAAAGGCUCCUGAUAUAAUUAUUGCAACUCCGGGCAGAUUGAUCGACCAUUUGGAAAAUACUCCCUCUUUCAGUUUAAAUUACAUCGAAAUUUUAAUACUUGAUGAAGCUGAUCGUAUUUUGGAUGAAUAUUUUGCUGAGCAAAUGAAAGAAAUCAUUGGACAGUGUGCAUACACGAGGCAAACUAUGCUGUUUUCUGCAACACUUAAUGAUGAAGUCAAAGAUUUGGCUGCAUCAGCUUUAAAGAAACCAGUAAAAAUUUUUAUUAACAGCAAUACUGAAGUAGCAUUUAAUUUACACCAAGAAUUUAUUCGUAUAAGGCCAAACCGGGAGUCUGAACGAGAAGCUAUCCUUGCAGCUCUUCUCUCAAGGACAUUUGAAGAUCGUGUGAUGGUUUUUGCCCAAACAAAAAUGCAAGUUCACAGGUUAUAUAUUUUACUUGGUCUCAUGGGCAUUAAAGUGGCUGAGCUGCAUGGAAACAUGAAUCAACCUCAGCGUUUGGACUCAUUGCGCAAAUUUAAGGAAGAAGAGGUUGAUGUUUUAGUUGCCACUGAUGUUGCAUCCAGAGGUCUUGAUAUACCUGGAGUUAAAACCGUUAUCAAUUUCACUCUACCUUGCACUAUUCAACAUUACAUCCAUCGAGUAGGGAGGACAGCUCGAGCUGGAAGAAGUGGAAGGUCCGUAUCUAUGGUUGGGGAGAAAGAGAGGAAGUUGUUAAAGGAAAUUGUUAAAAAAGCUAAAAAUCCAGUUAAACAUAGAAUCAUUCCCCCAGACAUUGUUAACAAAUAUCAAGAGCAAGUAACAUCUCUAGAGGGGGACCUUUCAAGAGUAAUGAAAGAAGAGAAGGAAGAAAAAGAGUUUCAAUCGGUCGAAAAGAAUAUCAAGAAAGCUGAGACGUUAGUUUCUGGAGAGAAAGAAAAUGACCUUAAACGAUCUUGGUUUCAAACUCCUGCUGAGAGGAAAAAAGAAAAAGUUGCACUCCGUCUUGGCGAUCCAAAGGCUAAAAAGAAGAAAGGAACAAAACCAACAACUGAAGACCGUAUGUCUGUGGAGUUGGAGAAAGCUGCCCAAUAUCAAGCUAGACUGGCCAAAAGAGCUCAAAAACCUCAACGUAUCCGAGCAAUUACAGAAGAUGAUGGAUCAAAAAAGAGGAAGAAAAAUAAAAUGUUUAAGAAAAAAUCAUUUGAGAAAGAAUUAGCUGAUUCAAGUAGAAGCUCUGUAAAGCAAUUCAGAUAUGAAGCAACUCAUCAUGAUAAAAUGGAAAAACUAAACAAAAUGAAGAUGAAGAAAAAUCCAUCCAAAAAAUUCAAAUCAAAAAGCAGGUACAGAAGGAAGAAAUAAUCGUAAAACUACAUACUGUAAAUAUGUAAAACCAAAAAUAAAACAUAUUUUUA
Uloborus diversus is the source of this 2512-nucleotide messenger RNA. RefSeq names its product probable ATP-dependent RNA helicase DDX27 (gene Rs1). Bases 156 to 2459 code for a protein of 767 amino acids. NCBI's taxonomy places the organism in Eukaryota, Metazoa, Arthropoda, Arachnida, Araneae, Uloboridae. Gene Ontology annotation, molecular function: RNA helicase activity; ATP binding; nucleic acid binding. The transcript has 19 exons. The record is from RefSeq and is a predicted model, not a curated record.